Rhincodon typus (whale shark) is the source of this 1185-nucleotide messenger RNA. RefSeq names its product visual system homeobox 2 (gene vsx2). Lineage: Eukaryota; Metazoa; Chordata; Chondrichthyes; Orectolobiformes; Rhincodontidae. The record is from RefSeq and is a predicted model, not a curated record. Bases 1 to 1185 code for a protein of 394 amino acids. The transcript is spliced from 5 exons. Gene Ontology annotation, cellular component: nucleus. Gene Ontology annotation, molecular function: DNA-binding transcription factor activity, RNA polymerase II-specific; sequence-specific double-stranded DNA binding. Gene Ontology annotation, biological process: regulation of transcription by RNA polymerase II.
AUGACAGGUAAAGAGGAAAUGGUCUCCGACAAUUUUAACAAGUCCAAAACGGUCUCGAUUUCUCCAAACCUGACAAGCAACGAGCGGCCGAAAGGCCUCCCCGGCUCCGGGAAUCCGUCGCGGUGCACGGGCUUUGGGAUCCAGGAGAUUCUCGGACUGAAUAAAGAGCCGCCCGCCUCCACGCGGAUCAUCUCCGAUUCCCUGCCGGCCGCGGCUCACCUGGUGGCGGCCAGGAGCGUGCUGACUCCCGCUGGGGUGGGGCUGGUCGGCGCCGCCGCUCUACCGGCUUUCUACGGGCAGUCGGCCUUCCUGGAUGUGUUGUCCGAACACCCGGGAAUCCACGCAGCUCCUCCCGCUCACCUGCAACCUCCACGCCGGGGCGCAAUCCACCUGGAGACCUGUCAGGAAGUCAGUUCAGAUUCUGAAGACAUUUCGUCAAGUGACAGGAAACUUUCCAAAUCCAACCUGAGCCAAACAAAAAAGAGAAAGAAAAGACGCCACAGGACUAUAUUCACUUCUUACCAGUUGGAGGAGCUGGAAAAGGCAUUUAAUGAAGCUCACUAUCCAGACGUAUAUGCACGGGAAAUGCUGGCCAUGAAAACAGAGUUGCCAGAAGACAGGAUUCAGGUCUGGUUCCAGAACCGCAGAGCCAAGUGGAGAAAACGGGAGAAAUGCUGGGGCCGCAGUAGUGUCAUGGCCGAGUAUGGGCUGUACGGAGCGAUGGUGCGGCACUCCAUCCCGCUGCCGGAAUCCAUCCUGAAAUCCGCAAAGGAUGGCAUCAUGGAAUCCUGCGCUCCGUGGCUUCUUGUUCAAGAUGGCUUACCAAUGACCAGACGCUUUUUUAAAACCGAGUACCAACAAUUCUUUCUAGGAAUGCACAAAAAGUCCCUCGAGGCGUCUGAGGUGGUGAGGAAAGUGGAAGCCGAGCACAGCAGUCAAGCCAGCCAGGAUGACCUGGAGCGUGAAGCCAAGGGCAAGGAUUCCAACGUGGCCAUUUCCAAAGAGGAACUGCGGGAGAGCAGCAUAGCAGCCCUCAGGGCGAAAGCACAGGAGCACAGUGCUAAAGUGUUAGGAACGGUGUCCAGUGACGGGCAGAGCAAGAUGGCGGAGGAGGAAAGACCCGACGAGAUGAAGAGCGAGCAGUCUAAAGCAAUGCCUGAUGAGCUGUCGACAGAAAAGUUCUAA